GCUAGGAGGCGCACCAGGACGUCCCGGAAGUCCGUCCCGAAACACGGAACUUUCUAUACUGCACUUCCGUUGAUCUUCGCGCUAAUGUUUGUCCUGUACGGCUACCCGUCCGCAUUACGAAUCUAGCCCGGGAACUAAGAGUCAGAGGAGCGCGUUCGUUCAUCAACCCGGAGCUUGUCGAUUCCAGAAGCCUUCCGGACUGGCAAGAUGUGCUCUCUGGGGUUGCUUCCCCCGCCGCCGCCUCGGGGUCAAGUCACCCUCUAUGAGCACAAUAACGAGCUGGUGACCGGCAACAGCUAUGAGAGCCCGCCCCCCGACUUCCGGGGCCAGUGGAUCAAUCUUCCUGUCCUACACCUGACCAAGGAUCCCCUAAAAACCCCUGGGAGGCUGGACCAUGGUACAAGAACGGCCUUCAUCCAUCACCGGGAACGAGUGUGGAAGAGGUGCAUCAAUGUUUGGCGUGACGUGGGCCUUUUUGGAGUCCUGAAUGAAGUUGCAAACUCAGAGGAAGAAGUGUAUAAGUGGGUAAAGACAGCAUCCAGCUGGGCCCUGGCUCUCUGUCAGUGGGCCUCCUCCCUGCACGGCUCCCUGUUCCCACAUCUGUCCCUCAGGAGUGAAGAUCUGAUCGCUGAGUUUGCCCAAGUAACUAACUGGUCUAGCUGCUGCUUACGGGUCUUUGCAUGGCAUCCUCACACCAACAAGUUUGCAGUCGCCCUGCUAGAUGACUCCAUCCGUGUGUAUAAUGCCAACAGCACUAUAGUUCCCUCCCUGAAGCAUCGUCUACAGCGAAAUGUGGCAGCACUGGCCUGGAAACCCCUCAGUGCCUCUGUGCUGGCCGUGGCCUGCCAGAGCUGCAUCCUCAUCUGGACCCUGGACCCCACCUCCUUGUCCACCAGGGUGGUCGAGAACCCGUUGAAGCCCUGCAGGCGGGGCAAACUGGCGCCCAACGUGGAUGAAACCACCUCUUGAGGAUUCGGAACGUUGUCUCCCGGAGGAAGACCAAGGCCUUGGUGAAGUUGUUGGAUCCCCCUGAAAUCGCCCGGUUCAGGACGCGAUCCCGGAGGAGGGCGGAGACGACGCAGUCUUUCCAACAGGUUCAGACUGCAAUCCCUUCUAGGGUUCGAGAUGCCCAUCCAGUUCCCUCUUCAGUGGGUGCCUUAUCAUUCAUUCCAACUAGAGGACCAAGUAUACAUCAAGAAGUUUCAGAAAGGACUGACACGGACCUGGAAAAGACCUCAUACUGCCGUCCUGACAGCGCUAACUGCAGUCAAGGUUGACAACCCCUCCCCAACACCUGCUCCUUCCCCAGGAUUCAUCACUCCCAUGCCAAGCCUGUUCCAGACCAGGACCAGAAAUAGAACAUCUCACCUGGAUCCACACCGGCUGAGACUCUCUCACAUAGGACUCCUGUUUGGUUAUGUCCCUCCCCCGUUUCCGCCUCUUGUAAUACUAGUCUCAUGGCUACUCUUAAUGUAGAAGCUUAUUUCUCUCCCA
This is a messenger RNA of Peromyscus eremicus (cactus mouse), 1494 nucleotides long. It is a transcript of the gene Aaas, whose product is annotated as aladin WD repeat nucleoporin. The coding region runs from base 208 to 969 and encodes 253 amino acids. NCBI's taxonomy places the organism in Eukaryota, Metazoa, Chordata, Mammalia, Rodentia, Cricetidae. Gene Ontology annotation, molecular function: protein binding. The record is from RefSeq and is a predicted model, not a curated record. Gene Ontology annotation, cellular component: nuclear pore. Gene Ontology annotation, biological process: nucleocytoplasmic transport. The transcript is spliced from 9 exons.